This is a messenger RNA of Salvelinus fontinalis (brook trout), 1992 nucleotides long. RefSeq names its product succinate dehydrogenase assembly factor 3, mitochondrial-like. Gene Ontology annotation, biological process: succinate metabolic process; mitochondrial respiratory chain complex II assembly. NCBI's taxonomy places the organism in Eukaryota, Metazoa, Chordata, Actinopteri, Salmoniformes, Salmonidae. Bases 698 to 1213 code for a protein of 171 amino acids. Gene Ontology annotation, cellular component: mitochondrion; mitochondrial intermembrane space. The transcript is spliced from 4 exons. The record is from RefSeq and is a predicted model, not a curated record.
GUGAGAUAUGACAUGUACUGGAGUACUCUCAUACUCAUACAGUGAAGUAUGUACCUAGAUAAUGGCUCAGUGUCUUAUGUGUUUCAGGAUGACAUGGGUUCAAGGUUCAAAGGUGACACGGUAUGUUGACCCUAACCCUGACCUUAACCUAAACCACCUCAAGAUGGGAGGUAUUGAAGUGCUGUGUGUCUAUGGUGAUGAUGGUCAUGAAAACAUGGCGUACAGUAAGGCAGGGGUUCUCAAAGUGGGGUAAUGAAGGGGGUCCGGCGACAGAAUUGUCUCUCUGCCCCAAGUCUAAAUUUGUAGAAUAGCAGGAAAUGUGCUUUAAAAGGUGAAAAUUGUCUCUCUGAUGCCAAGAGGGGGGCCUUUUAAAUGUUCAUUCCCGGGGCCGAGACUUGAUAAGUCCGGCCAUGCACUGCAGAAGUCAUAGUAAAACCUCUUGUAUGCCAUUUUUAUCACACUGUAGUAGGAGUUGUGUUCUGAUAUUAUGACAGGGUCCUUCAUGAGGUUGCUAUCAUAAAUGGGGUCCCGAUGCAACAAAAAAAAAAUGUGGGAACUCCUGCACUAAGGGAUUACCUCUUAUCCCCUGAUCCUCUAACUUCUUACCUCCAGGGAAACACAGGAGCCCCAGGGUUGCCAGGAUUGAUGGGUUUUCCUGACCGCGGCAGCUUUCCAAUCUUUGGGGUUUUCAGACGAUAUGAAAGAGAGGUUGAACAGGCUAGUAAUAGGGGUUGCAACAAUUGCGGCAGAUAAUUUUAGAAAGAGAGGGUCCAGGUCCUCUAAUCAGGGACUGAUUCAGUUGUCUUCUCCACAGGGUGACCAGGGCUUCCCAGGGCAGCACGGACCACAGGGAGAGAGAGGAGUUGUGGAGCCAGGGACAAAGGGUGAACCAGGACCUGACGGAUCCUCUGGUAUACUUGGGGAAGAUGGAGCGGUCGAACCUAAGGGUGAGAUUGGUUUGCAAGGACUGCGAGGGACAGAGGGUGCGUGGGAAAGGAAUUCCUGGAGAAAGAACUACCGUGACACCUUGCAGACCCAGGUGCUGGAGUCUGCAAGGGACCGUGUGAAGAAGGUGGAGUUUGGAGCAGAGUUGUCGGAGGGGGAUCUCAAACUGUUCCAGGACGAGCAGGUGGGACAGCUGUAUGAGCUGAUGCUGGAGUCCACCAAGCCCAACAGACAGUUCGACAUCCAGGAGGAAGGAUUCAAGAAGUGAAGGAGUAGACCAGGAUGCUCCCAUACUGAACAGAUAGGGAGGUGGUUCAUCUCAAUAGUUUAAAGUGUCUCUUUCCUUGUCUCCUCUCCUUUAUAUACGAUUUUCUUUUUUUUCAUUGAACCUGUAUUUUUACAGGACAGGUUAGUCUCAUUUAGUCACUUAUUCAAGAGAGAGACGUUUCAUUUCCCACAGUGGACACCCCACAGAUAUGUCCAAUUCAUCAGUGCAGAGGAAGAAAGGUGACGAGGGAGGAAGACACUUUAGACCAGGGGUCGGCAACAGGCAAGCCACGGGGCAAAACCAUCCCGCAAGUGAUUUUGUUUGGCCCGACAAAGUUUUUAGUGAAAAAGGACUAGCAUCUUAAGGAAUUCAGCCAAAAAAUGUAAUUCAGGAACAUUUGUUCCCAAGUAUUUCCAGAAAUGUAGAGAGAGACAUAUGUGAUGGUGUUUCAAUGUAAUCAAGAUAUGAAAUUAUUGUUAUUUUCAAAUAUCUGUUUUUGGGCUUGCUUUUGGUCAAUUUGCAGUUUGCAAAUGACAGAAAUUGGCCUGCGGUUGAAAUUGGCCUCUAGUUGCCCCCCUGCUUUAGACUAUUGCGCUGGAGCCAGGGAGAAGAGUAAGGGAUGUGUGACUUAGACUUGCCGCAAAAUCUGAGGUAUUCUGACUGGUACACCCCCGAAGAAACGAACUGCACUCAAGCCCCGAAUGAAAUUUAAGCUUUUAGGAAAUGUUAUAAUUAUAUUAAAGUACUGUCUGUGAAAUAAAAACACCACUGAAUGCUCA